Aureobasidium namibiae CBS 147.97 is the source of this 480-nucleotide messenger RNA. RefSeq lists its product as uncharacterized. Lineage: Eukaryota; Fungi; Ascomycota; Dothideomycetes; Dothideales; Saccotheciaceae. The record is from RefSeq and is a predicted model, not a curated record. The transcript is spliced from 3 exons. Bases 1 to 480 code for a protein of 159 amino acids.
AUGACUCCAGCUCACGAUGGGGGGCUCUCGAAGCCAGUGGUUCUGAGAGUGAUCCAGCUCUUCUUCGCCUUCGCCUGCUUCGCAUUCUCGAUUCUGAGCUCCGUCUGUGUCCGCGGCCCAAGUGCCUUGAUAAUCGCGAUCUUCGGCUCUGCUAUCGCCAUGAUCGAUGCCAGUUUCGGUUGGCACGCAAUCACGAGCCGGACCGCCAAUAAGAGAAACACAAUUCUCGCAUUGGAUUAUGCCGGUCUUCUAGGGUUGGUCGCUGCCACGAUUACCUUUAUCUGUGGCUUCGCUAUCGGUAACGACAAGGCGGUUGUCGUGUUUGAAGCCCCAGGUACCGCUGCUGGUCUAGUGAGCAUGAUUGUGCUCAUGUGGCAGAUCACAUGGCUUGCUCCUGCCACCACGAAACAGAAGGAUGGACUCGUCAGGUACACCAAGAGACAAGGCAGGAUGCAGGAUGGCGAGCUUGAGCAACUUUGA